AUGGUGCCAACAAGUGGUCAGACAUAUGAAGCGAAAGUCUAUACCAAAGACUCUUUGGACAGAUUUGGUGAUGAUUUCUGUGGAGUUAUACUGAGUUACCUGUCAUUUGAGGGCCGAUUUAGGUAUGAAUGUGUGUCCAAACAGUGGCAGCGAUUGGUAUAUAAGUCGCAACGGGAGCUCAUUAUUAGAGACAUGUCGAGGGGACUGGUAGUGUCUAAGAAAACGGGCAAUCAGUUGUCGUAUGUAUUGAGUGGUAAUAAGAAUGAGACUUUGAGAUUUGAAUACAGCAGUGAAGUCGCGAAAGAUUUUGUGGUAUUUGUGGACAACUAUAAGGAUAUCAUGAAAUCAAUUGACGUGACUAUUGAUGGGACCUGUAAUGCAAAGUCAGUCGACAUACUGAUGACUGGUUUGUCACAAAUGCGGGCAUUAAUUGAUCUGAAGAUUAAAUGUGAGAAUAACUCAUCGCAUGAUCUAAUUGGUCACCACUUGUCACAAAUCGGUAUCAAUUGUCCCAAAAUCAAGAGUCUAUCACUUCAUGCGGACAAGGAUUGGGACAAAUCGUUUGAAAUGCUAAUGAAAACAGUGAACGAAAACUUCAAACAAUUAAAACGACUCGAAAUUAACAAAUAUUUGUUUAAAGACAUUAAACCUAAUAAUUCUGUGAAACACCCGUUGAGAGUGUGUCACCACAAUAGACACCAUCACAGCACCGGUAGUCUCAGUGUCACCACAAUAGACACCAUCCACAGCACCGGUAGUCUGAGUGUCACCACAAUAGUAUCGGUUUUAGUGAAACAAGUCGUCAAUGGAUUGCAAAGUAUUGUCUCAUAAGUGGUGAGAGGAAUGACCGCAAGAAGUAGUCAUACAAUGAAUGCACAAAAAGUCUAUCCGAAAGACUCUUUGGA
Oppiella nova is the source of this 905-nucleotide messenger RNA. The record is from the annotation of a GenBank genome assembly. NCBI's taxonomy places the organism in Eukaryota, Metazoa, Arthropoda, Arachnida, Sarcoptiformes, Oppiidae.